AUGAAUGAGAAAUCCGCAAAUUCGAGUUACAUCGAGUUAUCCAGUUAUGGCGGGGCCAAAAACUUAGAAAUGGGGUAUAAUCUCGACACACCGGCAACUCGGUGGUUAAAUUGGUUAGAACGAAACAAGAUCGAGAAAUGGUCAGCAUUAAUAAUCACAAUCUUUGGAAUUUACGUGAGGUGUGCGGUAGGACUAAGUCCUUAUUCAGGUUAUAAUACUCCACCCAUGUACGGUGACUACGAGGCACAAAGACAUUGGAUGGAAACAACGUUACAUGUUCCAAUAAAUCAAUGGUAUUACUAUGAUUUGGAAUGGUGGGGACUCGAUUAUCCGCCAUUAACAGCAUACGUGAGCUGGAUAUGUGGUAAAAUAGGUUCCAUCUUCGAUCCAGAUUGGUUUGCCUUAGAUCAAUCACGGGGUUACGAAAGUGAAAGCAGUAAAUUGUUUAUGAGAUCUUCAGUUUUGAUCUGUGAACUUUUAAUAUAUGUGCCAUCAGUGUUUGUGUUUAUCAAUUGGUGGUUUUCCGGGAGUUCGUGGAAGAGAAAAGGUUUGGCCUGGUUACUAAUACACCUACAACCGGCCCUGAUUCUGAUAGAUCACGGUCACUUUCAAUACAAUUCGGUGAUGCUCGGACUUACAAUUUGGGCAGUAAAUUGUUUUUUCUAUGACUAUGAUGUUUUAGGAAGCAUCUUCUUUUGUCUCUCAUUGAGUUUUAAACAAAUGGCGUUGUACUUUGCUCCUGCGAUUUUUGCGUAUUUGCUUGGAAAGUGUAUGAAUGGUCAUAAGAAUAACAAAGAAGGAAUGAUUCUUUUUGUAAAACUGGGCGUGACGGUCAUUGCAACAUUUGGGAUAAUCUUCUUUCCUUUCAUGGAUUCAUUUGAACACCUAUCCCAAGUGAUCUUGCGCAUAUUUCCGUUACAACGCGGAUUGUAUGAAGAUAAGGUUUCUAACGUCUGGUGUGCGAUGAAUGCUGUUAUCAAAUUACGGGAGAUGUUUCAAAUUCAGACCUUAACACGGAUAAGCCUUGUGACCACGUUAUUGGCGGGUUUACCAUCGUGCUUUCAUCUCUGGUCCUCACCCAACAAACGUGGUCUCAUUUAUGGUUUAACGAACUCAUCAUUGGCAUUUUUCUUGUUCUCUUUCCAAGUACAUGAGAAAUCCAUAUUGCUACCCGCCUUGCCCAUCACACUCUUGAUUUUGGACGAUCCUUUCUGGAGUUCGUGGUUUAAUAACGUCGCAAUGUUCAGCAUGUAUCCUCUAUUGAAGAAGGAUCGGUUGGUGUUGCCUUUUUUUGUUGUUUGGUUCAUGUGGAACUGGUUGGGUUCGUUUAUCCGACAAAAAACAAAGCCGAUUGUUUUCAAAUAUGCAUCUGUGGUGUCAUAUUUGGUGAUGACUGUCAUUUAUGUAAUGGAGUUCAACGUUCCACCGCCAGCGAGAUAUCCGGAUAUUUAUGUUGUCCUUAAUGUGACCUUUAGUGCAGCAAUGUUUCUCGUAUUCUUGAUUUACUUUAAUUAUAGGCAGAUCACAUUAAAUGAGAAUAAUCUUGUUUGUCAAAGGGAUAAAAAAAAAGCCGAAUGA
Messenger RNA from Acaulospora morrowiae, 1578 nucleotides. NCBI's taxonomy places the organism in Eukaryota, Fungi, Glomeromycota, Glomeromycetes, Diversisporales, Acaulosporaceae. The record is from the annotation of a GenBank genome assembly.